Molecule: messenger RNA, 1414 nt
Organism: Bursaphelenchus xylophilus (pine wood nematode)
Lineage: Eukaryota; Metazoa; Nematoda; Chromadorea; Rhabditida; Aphelenchoididae
Source: the annotation of a GenBank genome assembly
AUGGAUCGAGAGGCCUUAAUUCAUUUCAUUGGUGGUGCUGUGGGUGGGACAUUUGGUACCUGUUUCACCUGCCCAUUGGAGGUCAUAAAGACUCGGCUGCAGAGCUCAAAGCACCCGAACCGAAGUCCCAAUGCCUCCAACAACUCUUCUGGGUCGACCAGAAGUACGAUGCCAUCGACUUCAUCAGACAAUGGUCGAGCCCGAUUCGUAAAACCCCGUUUCCCGGUCGAUUAUGGAGCAAUAAUACGGGCGAACAACGGGAUGGUUUUUGUAAAACCCAAUUGUAAGUUAUUUCAUUUCUUUUCUGUUGGAAUUUAGGUCUCACUUCAGUCCAAGCAGCACCCGUCACACCUCUAUCACAGUUGCUUUCACUCAGGUAUUAUGGGACGAGCCCUCCGGCCCGAUCCACCACCUUCACCUUGAUCCGAAUAAUCUCGUAAGAAGUCGGCUGAAAACUCGUAUAAGAUACGCUUUAUAGAGACAUAGUCCGUACUGAAGGGAUCAAAGCCCUUUAUAAGGGUUUGUUGCCAAAUGUGAUAGGAGUAGCGCCUUCCAAAGCCAUCUACUUUUACACUUAUUCUUCGGGUAAAAGAGCUAUGAACGAGUCUCAAUUCUUCGUCCCCAACAGUGCCAUCACCCAUAUGAUGGCCGCAGGGUUUGCUGGUAAGUGUGGUUAACUGAAAUAUUUUAUAAUCCCUUUCAUCUUUUCACAUUUUCGGUGUGGUUGCUCUAUUGAUAACAAGUUUCUUUCCAGGCUUUGUAACCGCAACUGCCAUCAACCCGGUUUGGUUAGUAAAGACCCGUCUUCAACUCCAUCAAGGUCCUCUGACGGUCAGAAAUUGUAUUAGGAAGAUCUACAGAAGCGAGGGACUCAAAGGAUUUUACAAGGUAAGUUAGUUUUGGAUAGUGUCUUGAUGUUUAGGGAGUUACUGCGUCAUACAUGGGGAUUUCGGAGACGAUUAUUCAAUUUGUACUCUAUGAGCACUUCCGCCAAAUCAUUGAUGAGAUCGACUUCCAUCAGGAAAACACACGCUUCGCUAAUUUUAUGCUGGCUGGAGCUGGGGCAAAGUUUUGCGCUUGUAUCAUGACAUAUCCACACGGUAAGAUGCCUGGUUCUUUAAUUUUUUUAUCUGAUCAUGAUGAAUGAUAUAAUAUUGGAAUUGUGAUUGUAGAAGUGGUCCGCACCCGACUUCGUGAAGAGAACACCAAAGCCAAAGGCUUCUUUACGACUCUGAAGCAAUUAUACGGCGAAGGAGGCACCAGGCAACUUUAUAGAGGCCUCUCGGUUCAGGUAGGUAGUACAAUGUAAAUGACAUUGAAGUUAUAUUUGCAGCUUCUCCGUUCCGUCCCCAACACUGCCAUCACGAUGGGCGCGUACGAAGUAGUGGUCUACUUCCUCCAUAGGUACAUUUAA